CGCCCCCGAGGCUCAGCGGCUCGCGCGGGGAAGGAGAGAGUGCGCGCCUCGUGAGAAGGCACCAACGGUCUGUUCUUACAGGGGGAAAAAAAGAGAAAAUUUCAGCUCAUACAUGGCGAAAUUUGUUUUACUCGACGUCCAGACACAUAUCCAUUCCGGACCACGGCUCUGACAGCGACAGGCGACGCGAAUAUCUGCAACUCUCAAAGGUUGGAGUUUACCAAGGGUUUUCCUAGCAGUUUCGUGCUUGGAGGCGUGCGAGUGCCGGUGUAGUCGUCUCCGUGGGUGCCGUUUCGUGCUGUCCGGAGGCAGCUGACACUUGUCCCUAUUUCCGAAGACCAGAAGGCCUGUUCUGGUUCCCUACUGUCCGGUUCACCCGGUGUCCCUGUCAGCGCCGGGCCGCCUGCACACUCAACCCGGCGCGGCCUCGCUCCUUCUCAAGCCCCAGGCGACGACAGUUACCUCCCGGGUAGAGCCCGUUACCCACACUCCUCCAAAAUACCUGCCUUGUUUACAACGAACAACGAAACAGGGAAUCCUUGAAGAAAAAACUGAGAAGAUAAACGGGACCCCGUGCGCUGGUGAUGUAGACAGACUGAGCUGUCAUAGAGUUUACCAACAGUUCUCUGAAUUUACAUAUAUUAAGUUUAUUCAUUCACGCGACUGGCUUAUUCUCUCGUGCAUACCCGUUAUUAAGAUAUUAGACAACAGAACGUCGCUUAUAGAAAUUAAACACUGUGCAAAAGGCAAGGCCUUGUCUGCUAACUCCGAUAGCUGCAUCGCUAACUCUCAGCCUAGGUUUAAUCAGCAUCUAAUCUCAUUAACUGCACUUUAUGACUGCUAUUCAUCGCUUACUUUGUAACCAUACAACACAAUAGAGGAGCGAUUUUAAUUUAAAGUCACUGGUUCAACGCACAGUACGGCAUCCUUGCCAAAAGAUCUAUUCAGCAGGAGGAGAAAACAGAGCUGUCAGCCUUUAUAAUCUACUACUCGCUCUGAUUAAUUUCCAAUUUGGGAAACAAAAACCGAAGAGUCUUAUGUGUUGGGCUGGUUUCAGCUGACCUUUGCUACCAAAUUUAACUAAGUCCCUCGUGAGCUUUCUUGUGCUGCAACCCCGCUGCAUGCACUGAUACGAGAAAGACUUGAUUUAUAUUUUUGUACUAUAGUACAGGAGCCAUUUAGAACAGGUUCAGAUAUCUGCAUAAACCCCCUACUACUGUUUAGACAUGAGUAUUGAGAUUCCAGUCGGUCUGACGGAGCUGCUUCAAGGCUACACCGUGGAGGUGUUGCGCCAGAAGCCGCCGGACCUGGUGGAGUUUGCCGUGCAGUAUUUCACCCGCCUGCGGGACACCAGAAGCCAGGACGGGUCCGGGGCCGCCUCCGCCGCCAAAACCGGGGGGAAGGGAGUGAUGUUUGAUGGCGAGCCGAUGCAGACAGAGUCUAACGGCGACGAGGAUGACGAGGACGAUGACUCAGAUUUUGAGCCUCCUCCCCCCAGCAGAUUUAACCGGAGAGUGUCGGUGUGUGCGGAGGCCUUUAACCCUGAUGAUGAUGAGGAAGAUUCUGAGCCGAGAGUUGUCCAUCCAAAAACAGACGUGCAGCGUUGUAGAUUACAGGAGGCCUGCAAGGACAUUCUGCUGUUCAAGUCUCUUGAUCAGGAGCAGUUUUCAGAGGUGCUGGACGCCAUGUUUGAGGUUCUUGUGCAGCCAAAAGAGCAUGUUAUUGAUCAGGGAGAUGAUGGAGAUAACUUUUAUGUAAUUGAGAGGGGUGUGUAUGAUAUCGAGGUACAGAAGGAUGGUGUGGGCUGCUGUGUGGGUCAGUAUGAUAAUAAGGGCAGUUUCGGAGAACUGGCCCUCAUGUACAACACUCCACGGGCGGCAACCAUCAUUGCCAAUGAAGAGGGAGCCCUCUGGGGACUGGAUCGGGCAACGUUCCGUAGACUCAUAGUGAAGAACAAUGCGAAGAAGAGAAGGAUGUAUGAAAUCUUCAUUGAGUCUGUCCCACUGCUCAAAUCACUAGAGUUAUCUGAAAGGAUGAAGAUUGUUGAUGUGCUGGGUGUUAAAUCAUUUCAUGACGGAGAGCGUAUAAUUAUGCAGGGCGAUAUGGCUGAUUGCUUCUACAUUGUGGAGUCUGGAGAGGUGAAGAUUAUGAUGAAGAGUAAAACAAAAGCAGACAGACAGGAUAAUGCUGAGGUGGAGAUCGCUCGCUGCAGUAGAGGGCAGUAUUUUGGAGAACUUGCUCUUGUCACUAAUAAACCACGUGCUGCCUCAGCCUAUGCUAUAGGGGAUGUCAAAUGCUUGGUGAUCGAUGUACAAGCCUUCGAGCGUUUGCUGGGGCCCUGCAAGGAGAUCAUGAAGAGGAACAUUGCCCACUAUGAGGAGCAGCUGGUGGCUCUGUUUGGAUCCAGUGCGGACCUGAGGGACUGAGACAAACUGGCCGUGCCUUACGUUCACACACACACACACACACACACAACACAUAUGUUAUACACUCCCAAAACAUUUUGUAGGCACACAUUCCUUUUUAUGUGCACUCGUUCUUCAGCCAACAUGCUCACACUUUCAAACCAUACCUCACAAACACACACCUGAUGUCAUUGCAUCAGCUGCCUCAGUACGAAAUAUAAACAUUACAAGCUCAACUUCGGUGUCCCUAAACCAACCACAGCCUGGAGAGGACAUAUGCACACACACAAACACACACACACACACACACACACACACAUUCACUUACACCAAAAAUUCCCAGCCAAGGACCCAUUCUUUUUCAUGGUCACUUGCAGUCACAUCAAAGAAUAGAGAAAAAGAGACAAAAGAUAAAAGAUUUUAUGUUUAAACAAGAAAAAAGUUAUCUUUCAAUAAAAAAAUGCAAAAAGCGCAAAAAUUCUAAGUUUUAGAGCAUUUUAUGAUCAUGCAAAGCUUUGAUAAACUUGUUUAAAUAUGACCUGUUUACUUUCCCUGCUGUUGGAGUACAAAAGUUUUUGGUAGUAUCCACAGUGACCGACUUUUCUCAGUUAAACUCCACAUGUUGUAUUAGAUUAAUGUAGUAUUAUUAUUAUUAUUUUUGUUGAAGGUUGACUCCUUGUUACACCGGCCCCUAAUUGGAGGAUGCGAGGCCCAAUCUAGUGCAGAAUUUUCCUUUUAGUCUUUCUGAAUAAGUCGUCCUGAAAAAUAAAUAAAGCAGACAUUUUGGUAACCUGCUGGGACUCUUAUGUUGCGAAUGUUUAUGUGUGUGUGCAUGCGUGCGUGUGUGUGUGUUGGAAGGUGCGGUCUGUAAUUAAAGGAACAAUGCCAUUUAAAUGUCAGGAAUCAGUUUUGUGUUUGUAAUCCUUUGAAUGGAGACACCAUGCAAGUGUUUUGGAAUGGAGUGUUAUUUUUAUUUUAUUUUAGGGCAUUAGUUGGUUGUUAGUUGGUUAACAUCUCUGAGGGUUGGCUAGUUUCAGCAUUUGCAGAUUGUACUUUUAAUAAACUUUGGAUAAAUCA
Messenger RNA from Carassius gibelio (silver crucian carp), 3482 nucleotides. Its product is annotated as cAMP-dependent protein kinase type II-alpha regulatory subunit-like. The transcript is spliced from 10 exons. Gene Ontology annotation, molecular function: cAMP-dependent protein kinase regulator activity. NCBI's taxonomy places the organism in Eukaryota, Metazoa, Chordata, Actinopteri, Cypriniformes, Cyprinidae. The record is from RefSeq and is a predicted model, not a curated record. Bases 1227 to 2426 code for a protein of 399 amino acids. Gene Ontology annotation, biological process: regulation of protein phosphorylation. Gene Ontology annotation, cellular component: cAMP-dependent protein kinase complex.